AUGUCAGAAAGAAAAGUAUUAAAUAAAUACUACCCUCCGGAUUUUGAUCCGGCCAAAAUACCCAAACUUAAACUACCCAAAGAUCGUCAGUACGUGGUCAGAUUGAUGGCACCAUUCAACAUGAGGUGCAAAACAUGCGGCGAGUAUAUCUACAAGGGAAAGAAGUUCAACGCACGUAAAGAGACAGUCCAGAAUCAAUUGUACAUGGGACUGCCCAUCUUUCGCUUUUACAUCAAGUGCACACGCUGCCUGGCGGAGAUUACCUUCAAGACCGACCCGGAGAACACAGACUACGCCGUGGAACACGGUGCCACCCGAAACUUCCAAGCAGAGAAACUGAUUGAGGAGGAAGAGAAGCGAAUCCAGCAGGAGCGAGAGGACGAGGAACUGAACAAUCCCAUGAAGGUGCUGGAGAACCGUACGCGGGAUUCCAAGAUGGAGAUGGAGGUGCUGGAGAACCUCCAGGAACUGAAGGAGCUGAACCAAAGGCAGGCCCAGGUGGACUUUGAGGGAAUGCUCGGCCAGUACCGGGAGCUGGAGAAGAGAGAGAGGGAGCGUGAAAAGGAGGAGGACGAGAGGGAGACCAAAGACAUGUUGGAGCGAGCACUUGUGAAAAGACUGCGAGACUCAGACUCCGAGAACGAAGAGGAGACCGACAGACACGGCACAGACGUCCGAUCACAGAAAACCUCCACGAGUGAAAAUCCCACAGACAUCCUCACUGCUGAAAAAGCCACCGAAAUGAACAGGCCCGUAUCGGUAAAGAAGGCCAAGGUGGAAACUUGGGAGAAGAGCGUGGGCACGCUGGGCACGGGCAACGCUCUCGGCUCACUCAUCGUGCGGAAGAAAUCGGUGGUAACAGGUCAAAUUAAGACCUCUUCUCCAGUGCUUUCUCUCAAACCAUUUUCGAUUACGGAUAACCUUUCAACUCCAUCUGCUGCCGUCCCAAACGGGUCCUCCUCGCUCAGCCUGCUGGGUGCUUACUCUGACAGCGAGAGCAAUGACAGUGAAUGA
This is a messenger RNA of Nerophis lumbriciformis (worm pipefish), 1014 nucleotides long. NCBI's taxonomy places the organism in Eukaryota, Metazoa, Chordata, Actinopteri, Syngnathiformes, Syngnathidae. The record is from RefSeq and is a predicted model, not a curated record.